This is a messenger RNA of Maniola jurtina (meadow brown), 1275 nucleotides long. RefSeq names its product protein obstructor-E. The record is from RefSeq and is a predicted model, not a curated record. Gene Ontology annotation, cellular component: extracellular region. Bases 47 to 730 code for a protein of 227 amino acids. Lineage: Eukaryota; Metazoa; Arthropoda; Insecta; Lepidoptera; Nymphalidae. Gene Ontology annotation, molecular function: chitin binding. The transcript has 5 exons.
CUGCCGGGCUAAGUAACACGCGCGGACGUCGUUACGUACAGACAACAUGACCUAUAGUGCAUUGACGAUUUUAACCCUCUGCAUUGCUUAUGCGCAUGCGGGGAUUCUUCUUCAAAAUGCACCAGCGUGUCCCGAGCAAUAUGGAGUUCAGGCAUACGCGCAUCCUGAGCUCUGCGACCAGUUCUUCCUCUGCACGAACGGAACUUUGACUGUAGAGACUUGCGAGAAUGGCUUACUAUUUGACGGCAAAGGCGCUGUGCACAACCACUGCAACUACCACUGGGCUGUAGAGUGCGGAGAGAGGAAGGCUGAUUUGACCCCAUACUCUACUCCCGGUUGCGAGUACCAGUUCGGCAUUUACCCAGACAGCGCAGAAUGCUCCACCAGCUACAUCAAGUGCGCCUACGGAGUACCCCACCAGGAGCCCUGCACACCCGGUCUCGUGUACGACGAACGCAUCCACGGAUGCAACUGGCCCGAUCUACUCCAGCCUUUCUGUAACCCUGAAGCUGUGGUCGGCUUCAAAUGCCCAACAAAGGUACCAGCGAACACUCAAUCAGCUAAGUUCUGGCCAUUCCCUCGCUUCCCCGUGCCUGGAGACUGCUACAGACUAAUCACCUGUGUGGAGGGCAACCCCCGUCUUAUCACCUGUGAAGAAGGCAAGGUCUUCGAUGACCAGAACCUCACCUGCGAAGACCCGGAAUUAGUACCUCAUUGUGCGCACGCGUAAUUUAAAACAACAAUAAUAUUACUAAACGAAAACGAAUAUAAUUAACUAGGUUUUUUAAAUAUAAGAAUAGCUAAGGGUUUAAUCCAGAAAAGUAACUUGUUGGAUUAUACAAAGCUCACUAUUUCAUCUUAACUACUUUACGUCUUCUUUCGAUACUAUAAAAGCUUUUUAUGAGAUUAUUAUCAACUCCUGGCAUACCAGACGUACCUAAUAAAAUUAAUAUUUUCGUAUACAGAACAGUGUAUUUAAAAAUAAUAUUAAAGGUAUGUUUAAAAAGAGGAAAAUAAAAUCUUCGUUUUCGUUUUGUAAUAAACUUCACAACACCUACUUUUAAAUACCAGUUGGAAGUAAUUUUCCACCGAAGCCUAUUUAUUAAUGUGAAAUUAUUAAAAACAACGAGUAAUUAUUAUUACUUAAGUAUCGCUAUAAUAAGUGAAAUCUUAUCUACAAAAACAAAAGGUUACCAAAAUAACCAGAAUUUGCGUGAUAUUAGUUACCAUAGAGUUACCUAUACCUUAACAAAUUAUGUUUGUAUAUAUUUUUCA